Molecule: messenger RNA, 1044 nt
Organism: Durusdinium trenchii
Lineage: Eukaryota; Dinophyceae; Suessiales; Symbiodiniaceae
Source: the annotation of a GenBank genome assembly
CAACUCAAUUCCAAAUCCGUCAAGGUAAUUUGAGCCAUGGCAACAAACAUUUCAGUGUGGCAGCCGAGUGGUGAAGUCAUGGUUCUUGAAGUCAGGCCAGAGACGACUGGGUGCGAGCUUAAGCAGCAGAUCAAGGAAAGACAGCUUUGGGCCGAGCUCACUCGCAGCACUACAGUUGUGGAGAUCAUUGUCGGAGACAACCACUUGCUGGCCGAUGAUGCAACGGUAUUGGAAGCUGGAAUUUCUGAAGAUACUGUCGUGAGUGUUGUCUUCAAACCAAACAAAGUGAUAUGCUCCAACCAAGAUGCAAUCGCCACUCUCGGUGGCAUCGUUGACUCCGAACUGCUGCUUGUGGUCGAAAUUCCAGACACUGAAACACAGAUUGGUGAAUGCGCUUUUGACAGUUGCAAAACAUUGGCCAAAGUGAUCAUCCCAAACUCAGUGACACACAUUGAAGAUGGUGCCUUUGUGGGUUGCAGUGCUUUGGUUGACUUGAUCAUCCCACCCUCAGUGACCCACAUCGGCUUUGGUGCCUUUCACUCUUGCACCUCUUUGACAAACUUGGCCAUCCCGGACUUUGUGACCCACAUAGGCGAACGAGCGUUUGGCGAUUGCACAGCUCUGGCGUGCUUGACCAUCCCAGAUUCAGUGACUCACCUUGGGGACUAUGCCUUUCGGGGUUGCAGCUCUUUGGUCAACUUGACCAUCCCAAACUCAAUGACCCACAUUCCAGAUGGUGUCUUUGAGGAUUGCAGUGCUUGUCCAUCCCAAACUCUGUGACCUACAUUGGGACCGAUGCCUUUCGAAACUGCACCGCUUUGUCAAGCUUGACCAUCCCGGAUUCGGUGCCCAUCCACUGGUAUAGCUGUCCGAUGGUUGCGCCACGCCUUGUUCGACCAGCAGGGAGGAGAAGGGGCCGGCUAGGACGCGGUCAGUCUGGACCGAUCGAAGGAUUUGGCUCGUGAAACACAAAGCGCCUUUGCUUUGAUCUUGACCGGGACCAUGGUGCAACGCGGCAAAUGGAUGAUAUCCCGAAGAAUCAAG